AUGGUCCAUUACAAAUUUUCCAAAUCUUUGUGGCGUGUCCUUCCGCACCGCAAGAUUUCAAUACUUGAAGACUUCCUGCAGCCGCGCGUAGGGCUAGGAAUAAUAGACAAUGUGCUUUGGAGUUACAACCGGGCGUUCGAUCUGAGCUUUCCCGCAAAGUUAGUCCGCAGCUUUCUUUCCAGCAGCGAUCUUCUCGCAUUGCGCGUUACCAGCAAGGCGCUCAAGGCUUGGGUAGAGGGCAGCAUCAAUGUAUUCUACUCAAAGGCUUUUCGCACCUUAUACAUCGACGGGCAUUACGGCAUGAGCGGGCAGCAAUACCGACCUCUUUCUCCUCUCACCAACAUCGCUACCUACUGCCGCCACUUGGUGAUUCGCCUAGCAGACGCCCUGCCAACCCUCCAUUCUCCACACCAGGAAUCCACAGCAACACCACCCGUAACCAUCCUCCAAGAUCGCUGGACCCGUCUCUUCAAACAGCUCCCCCACCUAACACACCUCACGAUCUCCUCCCCCGGCAGCGCAACCUGGCCAGUCCUCAGCCUCCUCGAAGCACAGCUCCUCGCGCUACGUCUCGCGCUCGAGUCCUCCACGCUCACUCAUCUCCGCAGCCUACGUCUACACCCCAUCCACCCCAUUGGGCUCACUCUCCUUCGCUGGCAAAACGGCGCAGCAUACAUAUCCGCGCCGUGGACGGCGGUGCCCUUCUGGCGCAGUCUGCAAACGCUCGACAUACGGCUGCUAAACCCGCUCCCGGGCGGCGUGAACGCGAUGACGAAGCGCGACUUCCUCAAGUCGCUGCAGGGCUACCUGGCUGCGUUUCGACAUACGCUGCGGGUGCUGCGGUUUGCGUGGGUGGGGGCGCCGGGGCCGAAUCCGCUGCUGCUGGACGCGCUGUAUGGCGGGAGAAAUUUCUCGGCGCCGGCGAUUGUGUGGGAGAGCCUCUUAGAGUUGGUGCUGGAGAAUGUGAGGGUGAGGGUGAGGGAUUGGGAAGAGGUUGAGCGGAGGACUGGGGCUGUGGGAUUUGUCAUGAGGGGUGAGAGUGAGUGAGUGCGUGGUGUGGGGUGGGUGUUGUGGGAGUGGGCGUUGGCGGAGUGGGC
Messenger RNA from Aplosporella prunicola CBS 121167, 1097 nucleotides. RefSeq lists its product as uncharacterized. The transcript has a single exon. The record is from RefSeq and is a predicted model, not a curated record. Bases 1 to 1047 code for a protein of 348 amino acids. Lineage: Eukaryota; Fungi; Ascomycota; Dothideomycetes; Botryosphaeriales; Aplosporellaceae.